AUGGAAUAUCGAAGAGUCCGCAUAACUGGCGAGUUUCUUCAUGAAAGAGAGUUCUACAUUUCCCCUCGAGGACGCUUUGAUCCUGGACAUGUGGAGGAGAGACAAGGAUUCAUAUUUUCCACUGAUAGCCUUUCUAGUCACGGUGCUCACAUUAUCACUCCGUUUCGUCUUUCAAAUUCCAACCUUAUAGUUAUGGUUAACCGUGGUUGGGUUCCUGCUUCCAUGAUCUCGCAAAGUUCUCGUCAGUCGUCUCAGCCUAAAGGGUUAAUAACACUCGAUGCUAUCGUAAGGAAAAGUGAAACGCGUCCACAGUUUAUCAGCGAAAACGUACCGGAGAAGGGACAGUGGUUCUAUAAGGAUUUUUUUGAAAUGGCACGUUAUUACAACACGGACCCUAUCUACCUAGAAGCAGUAUAUGGUAACCUCUUUCUAUUCGCUGUUUUCUUUAAGUGUUCUUACGUUCGCCAUGUGGAUCAUUCGAUUUAG
This is a messenger RNA of Angiostrongylus costaricensis, 486 nucleotides long. The record is from the annotation of a GenBank genome assembly. Lineage: Eukaryota; Metazoa; Nematoda; Chromadorea; Rhabditida; Metastrongylidae.